AGAUCACCUAUCCGCUCCUUCUCGGCCUCGUCCUGCCUGCAAGAGAUCCGCGAUAUCGCCAGCCUCCCCGAUAGGAUCAGCCCGGUGUACCACGAGACCUCGGUGGGGCUACUCACCCUCCACUGGGGCCAGACGCCCAGGAAUAUCCUGCUCAUUCCCAAGCUCCACGCGCCCAAGGUCGUCCAGGAUGCUGUGCGCUUUGCCUGCCACCUGCACGAUAACUACCCGGGCAUCAACGUCGUCUUCGAGAGCCGCAUCGCCGACCGCGUCCACCAUGCCUUGCCGUUCCCCAUCUACUCGACGGCUCGCAGUGACCCUUCCACCCAGUUCCCCAACAAGAUCGACCUGGUUACCACCCUUGGCGGCGAUGGUACCAUCCUACGCGCUGCCAGCCUUUUCUCCCUCCAAUCCAGUGUGCCGCCCAUCCUUUCCUUCAGCAUGGGCACCCUGGGCUUUCUAGGCGAGUGGAAGUUCGAGGAAUUCAAGGACGCCUGGACCCGUGUCUACGCCAGCGGUGACGUUCCUGCCUCUGCUAGACCCAAGAUCCUCCUGCGCCACCGCCUCAAGGUCGGCGUCUACGACGAGGAGGGCAAGAACAUCAAUAGCCAGCUCAUGCCCACCUCUACCGCCGAAGCCCACCAGAGGCUGCGCCUCAUGCCCCUGAGCGCCGAGCAGGAGGCCGCCCUGGGCAUCCCGGGCUGGGAGCCCCCCGUCAAGGUGCCCCCGACCUUCCACGCCGUCAAUGAGCUGCUUCUCCACCGCGGCGGCCAGCCUCACCUCGCCAUUAUCGACGUCUUUGUCAACAACCACUUCCUAACCGAGGCUAUCUGCGACGGCAUCCUCGUCAGCACCCCAACCGGCUCUACCGCCUAUUCCCUCAGCGCCGGUGGUGCCAUCGUCCAUCCACUGGUCGGCUCUUUGCUCAUCACCCCCAUCUGCCCCAGGAGCCUGAGCUUCCGACCCCUCGUGCUUCCCCUGGACACCAAGGUCGUCCUCCGCCUAAGCGAGAGGAACCGAGGUCGCGAGCUCGAGGUCAGCAUCGACGGCAAGAGGCGCACCGGUGCGAGCCCGGGCAUGGAGAUCCGCGUACAGGGGGAGACCAUCACGAGGUCGGACGAUGGGGGCUGGUCGGGCGGUGUCCCCUGCGUCAUCAGGGACCAUCACACCGAUGGCGCGGAGCCGGCAGCUGGCGAGGACGACGAUGAUGGUUGGGUUGGGGGCCUCAACGGCCUUCUUAAGUUUAAUUAUCCAUUCGGA
This is a messenger RNA of Cryphonectria parasitica EP155, 1257 nucleotides long. RefSeq lists its product as uncharacterized. Gene Ontology annotation, molecular function: NAD+ kinase activity. Gene Ontology annotation, biological process: NADP+ biosynthetic process; NAD+ metabolic process. NCBI's taxonomy places the organism in Eukaryota, Fungi, Ascomycota, Sordariomycetes, Diaporthales, Cryphonectriaceae. The record is from RefSeq and is a predicted model, not a curated record. The annotation marks the transcript as partial. The transcript has a single exon.